GGGCCUGUUCUAAAAGCAGACGAAUUCGUGCCGUCGCUCGUCCCGUUGCUGCAGCAGUCAGCUGUAGGCGUGAUCCAGAGUGCUUCCGUGGUGGCUGCAACGCUGGCUCGCUCCCACCCAUUCAUUUAACGAUGGCAUCCACCGUUCUCCAGCGAUGUCGGAUCCACCGGCUUACAAAAACACACAAGCGGUUGCAACUGGCCUGUGCAUCAAGGGUGCGCUGUCUGACGUUUUCCCAACAUGUCGAUGAAUUCAACGUGGUCAACGAACCCAUGCUGACCUAUCUGCCAGGAAGCAAAGAGCGACAGGCAUUGCAGGAUGCUUUGAACGAGCUCAAGGACACGUGCACCGAAGUGCCCAUCGUAGUUGGUGGCAAGGAGAUCAGGACCUCAGAAGCACGUUACCACACUGCGCCUUUUGAUCAUUCAAAAAAGGUGGCAAAGUACUACUGGGCAUCAAAGGAGACGAUCCAAGAUGCAAUCGGCGUUAGCCUCAAGGCCCGCGAGGAGUGGGAGGCCAAACCACUCAACGACAAGGUCAAGCUCUUUCUCCGCGCAGCGGACCUUGUUGGCAACAAGUACCGGUACAAGCUGAACGCUGCCACCAUGUUGGGACAGGGAAAGACUGUUUUCCAGGCUGAGAUUGACUCUGCAGCAGAACUCGCAGAUUUCCUGAGGUUCAAUGCCUACUUUGCCAAAGAGCUCACUAAGUACCAGCCCAUCUCUACUGACCCCAAAGUCACCGUGAACCACUAUCGGCAACGGGGGCUUGAGGGUUUUACAACAGCUAUUUCUCCUUUCAACUUCUCAGCCAUUGGAGGCAACCUGGCAUCAGCACCAACGUUAAUGGGCAACGUUGUUCUAUGGAAGCCCUCGGACGCAGCUGUCCUCUCAAACUACUUCAUCUUCAAAAUCUUUGAAGAGGCUGGCUUCCCACCUGGAGUCAUAAACUUCCUGCCCUCCGAGGGGCGUGCCUUCGGAGACGUCACGUCGGCAUCCCCACACCUUGCCUGUGUCAACUUCACGGGCAGCGUCGCGACAUUCCGGACAAUAUGGAAGCAGGUGUCCCAGAACUUGGACAUAUACACAAACUUUCCAAGGCUAGUAGGAGAGUGUGGUGGCAAGAACUUCCACUUUGUGCAUCCCUCCGCCGACCUUUCCACCGUGGUUGCACAGACGACGCGAUCUGGUUUCGAGUACAGUGGCCAGAAGUGUUCAGCUGUGGAGAGGUUGUAUGUUCCCAGCAGCCUGUGGCCCAAGCUCAAGGAGCAAUUGGUGGAAGCUCAGAAGAGCCUGAAACUGGGCUCGCCUCUGGAGUUCGACACCUUCACCUCGGCAGUCAUCGACAGGGCAGCCUUUUCCAAGAUAACUGGUUACUUGCAGCAUGCCAAGAACAGCUCCAACCUGAAGGUUCUUGCUGGUGGUGAUUCCGACGAUAGCCAGGGCUUCUUUGUGCAACCAACCAUCUUGGAGACUUCUGACCCUCACGACAGGAUCAUGAAGGAGGAGAUCUUUGGGCCGGUGUACACAGCAUACGUCUACCCAGACAGCGAGGUUGACAAAUGCCUUGCCCUGGCGCGUGACACAGCCCCCUUCGGCCUCACGGCAUCAGUCUUUGCGAGGGACGAAAAGUUUCUGAAGUCAGCGUGCGAGUACCUCAAGAUGACAGGUGGCAACUUUUACGUCAACGAUAAGUCGACUGGAGCUGUUGUCGGACAACAACCAUUUGGAGGAGCUCGUAUUUCCGGCACCAAUGACAAGGCUGGGGGUCCUCACUACUUGCUUAGGUUCAGCUCGGCGCAAACCAUCAAGGAAACCAAGGUUCCACUGACCGACAUUAAGUAUCCCUACAUGACCAGCUCGUAAUGUUUUGAACUCAUUCAGCGUGGCGCAUCAUCAAGCCUAGACCAACUUCAUCCAUGGGGGCACCUUUGUACUGACGGUUAUUGUUUUUAUGGAGAACUUUUAUACUAUAUAUCUGGACACCAGACUAGGUGUAUCGAAUUGUCGUUAUGUGCGCACCAAGUGUUAAGCCGCAGCUCAUUUGUGGCUCUUGGUUUAGAAUGUUCACUUUGCUGUGUUGCAUAUCACAGAAUACAAAAUAGUGUGGUCUUGUGUGUUUUAUGUGGCAUUACAGCUUGAAAUGGCUUCCAUACUGCUAGCAGUUUCAAGAUCUGGCCUCUCGUCACAACAAAGAUGACGGUGAAAGAGAUACUGAUUCUUGUGUGUACGUAUUAUGGUUAUUAAUAACUUUAUACUAGUAAGAGACGAAAAGUUUGCUGGUGAUUAUACAUCAUGCCAGAGAGAGAGAGAGAAAGCUCUUUAAUGAAAAACAGAUAAUUCUCUCCGCAUAUACGUACAAGGCACCUACAUAGUGCCUUGUAUGUAUAUGCCUUGUAUGUAUAUGGGAUGAGGAUUAAGGACUGAAAGGCCCAAGGAGGAGGAGGAGGGAAGGAAAAGAAAAGAAAGAAAAAAAUUUGAUUGUGAUACCUGCAUUUCUCCACAUAAUAGUGAUCAUGUAAGUUAUGUUACAGUUUUAUCUAUUAGGGUAAUGUCCUCUAGAAAUCUGAACGGAAGUUUCAAGUUGUGACUUUGCUAAUAAAAAGAAGCAGGUCCGAGUAUUUUCCAAAGAUAUUUCCCUUUAGCACUUGAUUAAAAGUUCUUUGUGUCUAUUUAUUUAUUCGUAGUAUAACGCCGCUGGCUUCAUUUUUGUGGUGCUUGAUGAGGUUCAUAUAUAGUCACACAGCACAGAAUUAUAGAGAGACAAACACAUCAAAGUAUUGAAGUGAUUGCGCAUGAACGCUCCAACUCUACUCACUCAACUCAUCUCUUGGAGCAAUGAAAAAUGGUAUCUGCUAAGUGAUGUCAUUAAACUGUUUUGUAUGUUUUUAAGUAGCAGUAAGGCUUUGUCAUAUGGUAGUAGUUUUGAGUGUCUCCUAGCGAGAAACAGCAGCAAAAGUGCCUAAUUUACAAUUAUUUUGUUCUAGAGAAUGCUGAAUUUAGUUCAGAGCAUAUCAGCCUACUUCACUAGGCUUUCUACAAUUUUUUUUUUCUUUUUAGUGCUCAAUCACUGAAGAGCGUUUCAACUUGGUAAAACUGCACAUUUCUGAAACUGGUAUGCCUAAUCUUUUGUCAGACUGCACAGUAUUUCACCAGCGUCAAUUCUUGGUGCUGGCCAUUGCAUGCAUUAUUCUUGGAGCUGGGCAUUCUACGUUGUCUGUAAACACCAAAAUCACUUGAAGAAAACUUCGAUACGAUAUGUUUUUUUGAGCAAUAUUUGUGCUGCAUGCUUUGACAAUAUUGUGUUUUGUGCUGCACUGUAGUUUUGUGCUUUCUUGUAAUUCAACUCUUGACAUGUGCGACUGAGCAGUGAAAUGUUUUGGGCUCACCUGCUCUUUCUGCGAAGCAAUAUAUGCCGGUGACCAGAGAGGCUAUUUUCAAUUCUUGUACAUUGUCACAGGGACAUGUGUGUAUGUUCUAGUUCAGCAUAGUCUGCUAGUGCACUGUGUUCAAAAACAUAUGCAUCAUGAAUGCAAGAAAUAGCCGUAUAAGGUUUGUUUUGUUAGAAAAUCUUGCUACAUAAACGUGGAUCAUAUGGAUCAUG
Molecule: messenger RNA, 3603 nt
Organism: Rhipicephalus microplus (southern cattle tick)
Lineage: Eukaryota; Metazoa; Arthropoda; Arachnida; Ixodida; Ixodidae
Product: delta-1-Pyrroline-5-carboxylate dehydrogenase 1
Cellular component (GO): mitochondrial matrix
Molecular function (GO): L-glutamate gamma-semialdehyde dehydrogenase (NAD+) activity
Source: RefSeq, a predicted model, not a curated record